GUGUAUGACGAUGGACGCUCGGUGUACCUAGUGACAGAGCUGAUGAAAGGAGGAGAGCUGCUGGAUAAGAUCCUCAGACAGAAGUUCUUCUCUGAGAGGGAGGCCAGUGCAGUUCUCCACACCAUCACCAAAACUGUGGAGUACCUGCAUGCACAGGGGGUAAAAAAUUUACCAUCACAAUGAUACACAAUACUGAUAUAUUAUGUGUUCCAAGUAUAUAUUAUAUUUUGAGCACUUCGCUACUUUCAAUGCACAGGACCUUUCUACUGUAUAAGCCAUACAAGUUGGCCAUCUAUGAUAUUUGCCUCCCUGACUCACGGUGUCACUGAUGGAAUUUCUGUCCCCCUGCUCAGGUUGUCCACAGAGAUCUGAAGCCCAGUAACAUACUGUACGUGGAUGAGUCUGGAAACCCAGAGUCGAUCCGGAUCUGUGACUUUGGUUUUGCCAAACAGCUGAGAGCUGAAAACGGGCUCCUGAUGACUCCCUGCUACACGGCCAACUUUGUCGCCCCCGAGGUGUCUCUUCAUCUACAUGUUUCUGUGACUAGUACCUGCAUGUUAAGCUAAUGGUUGUCUAACUGUAAAAAGUCCAACGUAUUUUCAGUUUUCGAUAUAUUUGUCUAGUAACUGACAUGGCAUUAUGUAUUCUAAUGCAGUGUGCAAUACUUCCUGUUGUUGUUAGGUGCUGAAGAAACAGGGCUAUGAUGCAGCCUGUGAUAUCUGGAGUCUGGGAGUGCUGCUCUACACAAUGCUUACUGGGUAUGCAGGCUUUACCAACAGUAAUGCAGCCAAUGAUGUGCAUGCAAAUAUAAUAUUAACACAUAAUACAAUAGGAACAAUAUAGUACUUUCAUAUUUUAUUAGUCCUUUGAAGUAUGUAUUUAUCUUGAUGUUUCAGGUUCACUCCUUUUGCCAAUGGACCAGAGGAUACUCCGGAAGAGAUCUUGGCUCGGAUCGGCAGUGGAAAGUUCUCUCUGACGGGCGGCUACUGGAACUCAGUCUCAGCAGAAGCCAAGGUAUGUCUGGGACGUCGGUUGGACUGCAGCACUGCGCUUUCCAUAGUAUCCAAUUACUCUGUGAUAGUGGUUUCAAAAGGGAAUCAUUUUCCUAGCACUAUACAGUGCAUUUGGAAAGUACAGCCUUAUUCUAAAAUUGAUUAAAUAAAAUACAUAAUCCUCAUCAAUCUACACACGAUAUCCCAUAAUGACAAAGCGAAAACAGGUUUUUAUAAUUUUUGGCAAAUUUAUUAAAAACAUAACUAUUCAAACCCUUUGCUAUGAGACUCGAAAUUGAGCUCAGGUGCUGUUUCCAUUGUUCAUCCUUGAGAUGUUUCUACAACUUGAUUGGACUCCACCUGUGGUAAAUUCAAUUGAUUGGACAUGAUUUGGAAAGGCACACACCUGUCUAUAUAAGGUCCCACAGUUGACAGUGCAUGUCUGAGCAAAAACCAAGCCAUGAGGACGAAGGAAUUGUCCGUAGAGCUCCGAGACAGGAUUGUGUCGAGGCACAGAUCUGGAGAAGGAUACCAAAACAUUUCUGCAGCAUUGAAGGUCCCAAAGAACAGUGGCCUCCAUCAUUCUUAAAUGGAAGAAGAUUGGAACCACCAAGACUCUUCCUAGAGCUGGCCGCCCGGCCAAACUGAGCAGUCGGGGGAGAAGGGCCUUGGUCAUGGAGGUGACCAAGAACCAGAUGGUCACUCUGACAGAACUCCAGAGUUCCCCUGUGGAGAUGGGAGAACCUUCCAGAAGUACAACUAUCUCUGCAGCACUCCACCAAUCAAGCCUUUAUGGUAGUGGCCAGACGACAGCCACUCCUCAGUAAAGGAGUUUGCCACUCCUCAGCCCGCUUGGAGUUUGCCAAAAGGCACCUAAUGGACUCUCAGACCAUGAGAAACAAGUUUCUCUGGUCUGAUGAAACCAAGAUUGAACUCUUUGGCCUGAAUGCCAAGCGUCACAUCUGGUGGAAACCAGGCAGCGCUCAUCACCUGGCCAAUACCAUCCCUACGGUGAAGCAUGGUGGUGGCAGCAUCAUGCUGUGGGAAUGUUUUUCAGCGGCAGGGAUUGGGAGACUAGUCAGGAUCAAGGGAAAGAUGAACGGAGCAAAGUACAGAGAGAUCCUUGAUGAACACCUGCUCCAGAGUGCUCAGGACUUCAGACUGUGGCGAAGGUUCACCUUCCAACAGGACAACGACCCUAAGCACAUAGCCAAGACAACGCAGGAUUGGCACCAGGACAAGUCUCUGAAUGUCCUUGAGUGGCCCAGCCAGAUCCCAGACUUGAACCCAAUCGAACAUCUCUGGAGAGUCCUGAAAGUAGCUGUGCAGCGACGCUCCCCAUCCAACCUGACGGAGCUUGAGAGGAUCUGCAGAGGUGUGCCAAAUACAGUUGUGCCAAGCUUUUAGCGUCAUACCCAAGAAGACUCAAGGCUGUAAUCGCUGCCAAAGGUGCUUCAACAAAGUACUGAGUAAAGGGUCUGAAUACUUAUGUAAAUGUAUAUUUCAUUAUUAUUUUUUUAAAUAAAUUUGCAAAGAUUUCUAAACCUGUUUCUGCUUUGUCAUUAUGGGGUAUUGUGUGUAGAUUGAUGAGGUGAAAAAAACAAUUUCAUACAUUUUAGAAUAAGGCUGUAACGUUACAAAAUGUGGGAAAAAUGAAAGGGUUUGAAUACUUUCCGAAUGCAUUGUAUACUUGAUGGAAGAGGUAGUAUGCACAAUCUGAACGUUGGCAUUGCUGUCUUUAGGACCUAGUGUCCAAGAUGCUGCAUGUGGAUCCCCACCAGAGGCUAACUGCUGCUCAGGUGCUGCAACACCCCUGGAUAUUACACAAGGACCAGUUGCCCAAGUACCAGCUCAAUAGACAUGAUGCUCCUCAUUUGGUCAAGGUAACAAAACUUCAUUCAAUGUACGAGUCUCUUUUCUGCCACUCUGAAAGAAAGCUUCUCUGCUGGGUAUUGAUUAAUUAACACCGAGACUGUUCUCCCUCUACAGGGUGCGAUGGCAGCCACUUACUCUGCUCUGAACAUGCAUGUUCUCCCUGUGCUGGACCCUGUAGGACGCUCCUCGUUAGCUCAACGAAGAGGAGUGAAGAAGUUGACCUCAACAGCCCUGUGA
Coregonus sp. 'balchen' is the source of this 3104-nucleotide messenger RNA. The record is from the annotation of a GenBank genome assembly. NCBI's taxonomy places the organism in Eukaryota, Metazoa, Chordata, Actinopteri, Salmoniformes, Salmonidae.